Oncorhynchus keta (chum salmon) is the source of this 3818-nucleotide messenger RNA. RefSeq names its product zinc finger and SCAN domain-containing protein 2-like. The transcript is spliced from 2 exons. The record is from RefSeq and is a predicted model, not a curated record. Lineage: Eukaryota; Metazoa; Chordata; Actinopteri; Salmoniformes; Salmonidae. Gene Ontology annotation, molecular function: RNA polymerase II cis-regulatory region sequence-specific DNA binding; DNA-binding transcription factor activity. Gene Ontology annotation, biological process: regulation of transcription by RNA polymerase II. Bases 231 to 1082 code for a protein of 283 amino acids.
UUCUUUCAACAUCAGCAACAGUUAGUCAGACACCUCGGUAGCUAGCUAGACAAAAUAGCCGAACCAAUAAAGCGCUUUAGAUGCUUUCGUGAAUAUUAACCACUGUGUUUUAAACCCUCUUCUGUUGUCUAGUUAGUUAUCCGAUUUAAUUUCAUAUUUACGGUGUUGUUAUUAGUCAGCUAGCGGGCUGGUUAAGUUAGCAUUAGCAUAGCUAGCUAACAUUCCCGACCAUGAGCUCACUAAACUACUCUCGUCCUGCAAAAGAAGAGGACGUCUGCUGGACGGAGAAAGGGGGUCUGUGGCUAAACGUUGUCGUGAAAGAGGAGGAAGAGGAUGUCUCAAUACAAAAACAAGUAGAGGGUGAGGAUGUUACAGUGAAAGAAGAAGAGAAAGACGUUUCAGUGAAAGAAGAGGAAGACGCUUUCAGAGUGAAAGAAGAGGAUGUUACAGUAAAAGAAGAGGAGGAAGCCGUUUUUGGAGUGGAGGAGGGGGAGAUGACUGUCACAUUGGAAGAAGAAUCUGAAGAGGAGGACACUGGAUGUCUGGGCUCGGUUUCCCAAAGGCAUGUUAAGGCAUCCUAUGGUUCUAACGAUGAACGGGCCCUGGUUAACACUAGAGAGAGACGGGACUAUCGUGGGACCUCUGGGGAGACUCAACAACCUCAUGAUGCUGACGAGGCAGAGAAGAGUCUCUCCAGAUCAGAACACCUCAAGAAACACCAGCGGAGAUCCACAGGGAAGAGAACUCACUGCUGCUCUGACUGUGGGAAGAGAUUCACCUCCUCAUCAGGCAUUAAAAUUCAUCAGAGUAUCCACACCGGAGAGAAAUCUUACAGCUGUGAUCAAUGUGGGAAGAGUUUUGUAAAAUAUAGACAUCUGAAGAUACACCAGAGAACACACACAGGAGAGAAAUCAUAUAGCUGUGAUCAAUGUGGGAAGAGUUUUACUCAGCUAAGCAGCCUGAUAUCACACCAGAGAACACACACAGGCGAGAAACCUUAUAGCUGUACUCAAUGUGGGAAGAGUUUUACUCAGCUAGGCAUCCUGAUAUCACACCAGAGAACUGUCGUGACGUUGCAUUAGUUAAUGUGACAACUGUUGCUCAUCGAAUGAUUAAAGGUUUCUAAUUGUGUGAUUAAAUUAAUCAAGCAAUUAUUAACUCAUUAACCUGGGGCACCAUGGGAAAAUUAGUUUUGAGUUUCUAUUUCCCAAAUUAACUCAAAGAACAUCAGAAUAUCGAUUUUACAACAGUAGAUAAUUAAUCAGUUUCCUUUACAAUCUCAUUCUGAACGUUGUAUAAUCCGGGAAUCUGCACGAACCCGGGUCUCACCAAUGAGUUCGUACCACACCAAUCUUAGUUGAGUAUGUAUUUACUAGAAAGCUAAAAUGAUGAUAAAAGAUACACAUACACCAAAAACACAUUCUAGGCUAUUGAUUAGAACUUAGUAUAACGGGCCAACACACUAUGGCGUGUGUUACCCAAACUGGGGAUUUAAAAGAGAGAGAAAUAUACAUUUGGGUGCAUUUGUCAGCUGUGCUUAUUUUAACCCUAGCCUUGUCCCAAACUGCCGCUUUAAUGGGUCAGAAUAUAAUGAUGUAAUUACCUGUGGGAGGUCUCAGAUGCGAAGCUCCGCGUGGGUUGUUUAGGCUUCUCAAUGACGCACUUCCCUGGUGCAACUCUCUGGUCGUCCUCACGAUGUCAGUGUCCAUUUGGUCUGAUUCCUCGCCCUUGCUCUGGGAGGAGUCUUCUGAGGACAGACAGAUCUGUAGCUCAGGGCUCAUAGCAUAGGAGUGAAACAGUGUAGAUACCACAAUUUGAUGGAGAGUGGAGGUUAGGUGGUCCGGCUUGAAUUCACCCGCUGAGACACAGCUUCUCAUCAGUAGCAUGGGUAGAAAAAGAUGUCUUUGUCUUCAACCUUGGGUUGAGUUUUGGGUUCGUUGACUUUUUAGACCUUGGCUGCAGCUUGGGUCACUUAGUCUGAUCUGUUCAUUCUGCCUCACAGGUCUUAUACCCUCGGGUCAGAAGUGGGCGUAACCGCCUUUAGGGCAAUUCUCUGGGCGUACCAAGUCAAGAGGCAUGGUCUAGAUUUUACUCAAAUCCAAUUUUAGACAACUAACUUCACAUUUCGUCUUUACCAAAACAUUCUCUUUGAUUUGAACAUUUUCCACACAAUGUCCAAUGUAUAAACAUCAAGAGUAUCCUAGGAAAACUCUUACAGUUACAAUGUUUUUGUAAUAACGUAAUCUAUUAACCUAUAAUAACAAAACUAAAAUGACAUAUAUUUCCAUGUUCCAUCUAUCGUCAUGACCACCAUUGUGGCUGACAGAAAUCAUUGUUCCAAAGUCUUUUUAUUGCAUGUUUAAUGUUCUGAGGCUGGUUCUCCAUAGUGAGAGGACAAAGGAAUGUUGUCUGUGGCCUAAGAUUUACCAUGGGCGUGAGGGGUCAUAAAACCCCCGCAUCUUCAGACCCCGAGAUCUCUCCUCCUCUGUUGAGGGUGAGAGAUAAACUGUAGGGUUGUGGUCUCCUGUAACCUGACCACACCAGAGAACACACACAGGAGCGAAAUCCUAUAGCUGUGAUCAAUGUGGGAAGAGUUUUGUUCUAUCUGGUGAUCUGACAGUACACCAGAGAACACACACAGGAGAGAAAUCGUAUAGCUCUAAUCAAUGUGUGAAGAGUUUUGUUUCAUCUACGGGUCUGACAGUGCACCAGAGAACACACACAGAAUAGAAAUCGUAUAGCUCUAAUCUAUGUGGGAAGAGUUUUACUCAGUCAAACAGCCUGGUACAACACCAGAGAACACAUACAGGAGUGAAAGCUCAUAACUGUGACCAGAGAUAAUCUGAUAAAAGAUCACAGAUCAAAUAUCAGAAAGUACAUACAUGAAGGAGUUGUUUCAUGAUAUCAAUGUAUUAAUGUCACAAUGUAAACUGUUUUAACAUUGCAGAAGGAGUAUUUUAAUAUUGUCACAAUGUUGAAGCAUAAAUGUUUGCCCCUUUAUCAAUUGAUUACAACAUGAUAUGGAUAUUAGCCUCAGGGGAAAAUCCAGACUCUGAUUUGAUAGUUAUGUUGUGUUACACUUACCACGUUGGUGACCCACUGGAAUCAAAAUGUAACACUUCAAAAUGUAGCUAGCUGUUUUCUACAAAUUGUCCUCUAACCAGUGAUGUUUACAUUAUUCCCAAAUUACGUGUGGUUUUUGAGCUGUUGGUUUUAACAGGAUGUGCAACCUCAUCUCCCUCCUUUUGAAAAGUUGAUUUCAACGUGAUAUCGAUGAGUGAUGACAAAUAAGUGUUGUGUUCCUUUGUUUAGUGACCCCUAAAUUGAAAUGCAUCACUCCAAAAUGUAGCUGACUGUCUUCUGCAGGUUCUCCUCUAACCAGUGAGGUUAAAGAUAUCUCCCAUUUCCAUGUUUUUUUUUUAGUUGUGUUAGUUUCAAGAACACAUACAGCCUAAUUGAAAUCAUUGAUUUAUUGCUGCUUGUGCAGUUUAUACAGUGCUUGUUUAAAAAAAUACUAUAUGAUUAUUGUGGCAGAUGUUUGUGUACAUAGUACAUUUUAUGUUUAGGUUUUCAAUUCAUCCUAAACUGUUUCUGCAUAUUGGUUAUUGAUUUGGACACGUUAACACUGUGUUUUGACAUUGUGCUUUACCACCUAGCAAAAUGUAAUUGAAAAAAAUGUUGAAAAGAAGACUAUGCCCGACGUCCAAUAUAUGUUCGGUUGAAAAUAUGUAUUUUCUGGUAGUUUUUUCAGUGACUGACUUGAAAAUAACUUAAUUUCAACUUACUUGCAGGUAGCCUAGUGGUUAGAACGUUGGGCC